This is a messenger RNA of Cryptococcus deneoformans JEC21, 1173 nucleotides long. RefSeq lists its product as hypothetical. Bases 197 to 1084 code for a protein of 295 amino acids. The record is from RefSeq and is a predicted model, not a curated record. The transcript is spliced from 6 exons. NCBI's taxonomy places the organism in Eukaryota, Fungi, Basidiomycota, Tremellomycetes, Tremellales, Cryptococcaceae. Gene Ontology annotation, molecular function: oxidoreductase activity, acting on NAD(P)H as acceptor.
UCUACUGGCUUAUAUAUGACUCCUGCACCGGUACGCUUCUGAUUACCCGAGCCCGAGGAGUUCCUUAUAUAGCUUUCCAUAUUUCCAUAUUCUACAUUUCCUUUGUCCUUUAUUAUAUAUCCAUUUACCUUCCAAACUGAACAAUCUGCCCAGACUAUCUUCCUCCUUCAGGUUUCUUUCCACGACCAGAUACAGAAUGUCUACACCAACCGUAACUCUAAAUGAUGGCGUCAAAAUCCCCAAAAUUGGAUUUGGCCUUGGUACCACCCACUACGCCAAGGAAUGCGUUGAGCAUCUCGUCUCAGCCUUAAAGACUGGGUACACUUACAUUGACUGCGCCCAAAUGUACAAAAACAGCAAGAGCGUUAAGGACGCCUUGGAAAAGUGGGGCGGUAAGAGGGAAGAUAUUUUCCUUUUGCAAAAGUGCGGCAGCGGCGGUGGAGACAGUGAAUCGGAGAAGAACCCCAAGGUUAUCCUGAAGGGUUUGCUUCAGGAAAUGGGUGUUGAUUACGUUGAUCUUUAUCUUCUCCACUCUCCACUUCUCUUCGCUCCCAAGUACUCUAUCAACGAAGCAUGGGCCAUAAUGGAGGAAAUCAAAUCUGAGGGCCUUGCCAAGUCUAUUGGUGUCAGUAACUUCAGGGAGGAGGACCUCAUGGAGUUGCAAAAGACUUGGAAAAUUGUUCCAAGUGUCAACCAGAUUGAAUUCCACCCUUACAACUACCAUGCCGACAACAUGGUUCGUCUCCAAGAUUUCUGUCACUCUAACAAGAUCACCAUCCAAUGCUACGGCCCUCUCACUCCUCUCACCAAGGUUCCUGGUGGACCCGUUGACUCUGUAGUCAAGAAAAUUGCGCAAGCCAAGGGGUACGAAGACUCACAAGUAUUGCUGAACUGGGCCGUCCAGAAGAGUCAGGGUGUUGUCGUAACCACCUCGGCCAACGAAGGUAGACAGAAGUUGCAGCUGGAAGCCAUCACUGAGAAGGGAGAGCUCACUCAAGAAGAAGUAGAUGAGAUCAGCGAGGCAGGCAAGAAGAUGUUUGUCAGGGCGUUCAUGCAACAAGUCUGGGACAAGGCCAGGAAGUAAGAAGGUCCUUGCAGUUAAAAUAUCCAAAUAUAACCAGAAUGAUGCAAAAAGUCGUAGAUGUAGAUGCAUUGACAAGUUAGGCUUGUGCU